AUGGGCUCGGUAGCCGAUUUUUCCGGCAAAUUUUUAGUUUUAACACUUGUUUCUACACCGACCGGAUGCCGUCUACCAACAUCAUCAUACCAACCAGAUGCCGUCUAUCACCAACAUCAGCACACCGACCAGACACCGUCUACCAACAUCAGCACCCCGUUCGCCAACAUCAGACCGUACCUUCCAUCAUCUUUUUUUCUUAUUGUUACUUGCUAUCGCAUAAAUGUACUUAUGUUACCUCUAAUUGACAAAAACAAUUGA
Messenger RNA from Gongylonema pulchrum, 261 nucleotides. NCBI's taxonomy places the organism in Eukaryota, Metazoa, Nematoda, Chromadorea, Rhabditida, Gongylonematidae. The record is from the annotation of a GenBank genome assembly.